AAAUUACAGGUAGAAGGCAAACACUCCCAGAAAAGCACUGCAGAGAGCAUGUCAGUGUAUAAAUAAGGCUGUGCGAAGUAAUGCGUGCCAGGGCGGCGGGGGGAAAAAAGCAUAGAAAAAAGUGGAGUCAUGUAAUAUUGAUGCUUUCAGAGUUGUGCAGGUGCCUUUGGGUAAACGCAGGCGCGCGCUGAACACGCCGCAUGUGAUUUCCAGCUUCAGUCAUGUUGGCAGCACGAUGCGCGGCGGAGACGGGAGCGGGGCUGUGAAACCGGACCCUCUGCCAGGGAUGUCGACGAGCAGGAGUCCCUGAAACCUCCGCCAACCCAGGAUACAGCCUUUAUACGGACUGAUAUGUGUUUUCCUGCGCGAGUGCGGGCUGCUUUUUCCUUCGUUUUUUUUAUUGUUUUCUUUUUUUCCCCUUCUUCUCCUCCUCCUGCACGCAGUAUAUAGUGGACCUGGAUGCCGUGUGGGCGAUGCAGUCACAAGGGAUAUAUUGUGAUUUGGCGGAGAUGUGUUAGCCACCAUUGAAUUGAUUAAAAACAAGUAAAGGAGGUAACGAGGGAUCUAAUAAGAGAUCGCCACCUGUUACCAGAAAAUCAGACUUCACCUCUGUGGAAGAGCAGAAUGUUAUCUUAGCACCAUCCUCCCUGAUACUGCAGCGCAGCCACAGUUCAGGGACCUUUAGAAGAAAUUCCAUCCUCCAAACGAUAACCUCAAUCUGCUCUCCAGCAUUGGCUCUACUGGGAAUAACGCUGCUUACACAUACACACAGCCAGCCAGCCAGGAGAAGUGACAGUGUUGCUCUCCCGCCGCCCAAAUCUGACAGCCAUGAUCCUGAUCCUGAGAGGCCCCCUGCUACAGCUUAGAUCAGGGAUCAGCUCGCUGCUCGAUGGCUAGACCUCAAUACUCAAAGAGCUGGAGGCCUUUCUGAUGAGAAUCUCUCACUGCAUUGUAGCACAUGGAUUUCAAGACUUCAAAUGAAGAGACAAAGACUGGGAUUUAUUUGAUGCAAGAAGGUAAUGAGGAGCCAUUUAAUAUUCGACUACACUUGGCCAAAGAUAUUCUGACUAUUCAAGAACAAGAUGUCAUCUGCAUUUCAGGAGAACCUUUUUAUUCAAGCGAGAGAACUGUAACAAUCAGACGGCAGACGAUUGGAGGGUUUGGUCUCAGCAUCAAGGGUGGAGCAGAGCACAAAAUCCCUGUUGUGAUAUCAAAAAUAUCAAAAGAACAAAAAGCUGAACUCUCUGGGCUGCUUUUCAUCGGAGACGGCAUCCUUCAGAUAAAUGGAAUAAAUGUCAGAAGCUAUCGCCACGAGGAAGUGGUGCAGGUUUUGAGAAAUGCAGGCGAAGAGGUAACCCUAACGGUGUCGUUCCUGAAGAAGACUCCUGCCUUUUUGAAACUGCCGCUGUGUGAGGACUGCACAUGCAUUCCCAGUGACCAGAGUAGUGGGACAUCAUCUCCUUUGUGUGACAGCGGCCUACACUUAAACUACCACCCCAACAACACGGACACAUUGUCCUGCUCGUCCUGGCCCACUUCUCCGGGGCUUCGGUGGGAGAAGAGAUGGGUGGACCUGCGCCUUAUUCCUCUGUUACACUCACGCUUGUCGCAGUACAUCCCCGGCUCUGACGUUUGCAGGAAAAAUGCUUUCCAAGUCAUAGCUGUGGACGGAGUUUGCAGCGGAAUCGUACAGUUUCCCACUGUUGAAGACUGCUUGGACUGGCUUCAGGCAAUAGCAAGCAACAUUUCCAGUCUCACCAAGCACAAUGUGAAGAAGAUUAACAGGAAUUUUCCAGUAAACCAGCAGAUUAUCUACAUGGGCUGGGUCGAUGAGAAGGAGCAGGACUCUGUUCAGGACAGGAUGUACUCACCAAAGUUCCUCGCUCUGAGGGGUUCCUCACUCUUCAAGUUCACAGCUCCUCCCGUGACGACGUGGGACUGGACCAGAGCAGAGAAAAGCUUUACCGUGUAUGAAAUAAUGUGCAAAAUUUUAAAGGACAGUGACCUUUUGGACAAAAGGAGACACUGCUUCAGUGUUCAGACAGAGAGUGGGGAGGACAUGUUCUUCAGCGUAGAGCUGGAGUGUGAACUGCUGAUCUGGGAAAAGGCUUUUCAGAUGGCCACGUUUCUGGAGGUGGAGAGGAUACAGUGUAAAACAUAUGCUUGCAUAAUGGAGAGCCACCUCAUGGGACUUACAGUUGACUUCAGCAUGGGAUUUGUGUGCUUCGAUGCUGCUUCAAAGGCAGUACUGUGGAGAUACAAAUUCUCCCAGCUAAAAGGAUCAUCCGACGACGGAAAGAGCAAGAUCAAAUUUUUAUUCCAAAAUCCAGAAUCCAAGUCUAUUGAAGCAAAGGAGCUGGAGUUCUCAAACCUCUUUGCUGUUCUUCACUGUAUUCACGCUUUCUUUGCUGCCAAAGUUGCUUGUCUGGACCCAGUGUUUGUGGAGAGCCAGGGCAGCGCUACGACUGCUGGGAUUCCUUCGCUGUCUAGCCUCUCUUGUAACUCACAGACUCCAAAACUGAAAUACACCACUUGACAGGUGCUGCUGUCUCCGGACUUCUUUUAAAAGACCAGAAUCGCCUCAGACAUCGGACAGCUGAACGUGGAUCAAGGCUAUAAGUGUGUUGCGGAUAGCUGGACGCUUUAGUAGAAUAAAAGACCUCCUUGUGAGUAUUACACUUGAUAUCUCUGAAGACUUCAGGAAUUACUUUGGACCUGACUUUGAACCUCUUCUUUAAAAACCUUCUGAGAGCAACUCGAUGAACAUGAAAUGGGUUUUUGUCUUUCUUUCAAGCCUCAGAAAACCACAUUAUUAUCACAUCAAACAGAAAUUGCUGGUAAUUUCCCUCAGUAGUUUGUCUUUUUUCUGUGAAACUUCACUGAAAAUCUUGGGCUAGAUGCAUAAAGAUGUGCACACUCAUGGCUGUAUGGGUUUGUACUCAUAAAAGCAUAUGAAUUACUUUCUCUAGACUUCCAAAUCCUUCAUUUUCAUGGAAGCUAAGUACAAAUUUACUUAAGAUUAUUAAUUAGCAUGGGAUUUUCUUAACAUCACAAACUGACUCUUUUUUUUAAAUCUGGGGAUAAUAAGGUGGGAUUUUCUCUUGGGAUAACAGCCUUAUCUUAGUCUGCAAGCUAAUUUGGAUGUGAUUUUUUUUCCAAAGUCACAAGUUGAAUAUUUGUUUGUCUUAAGAAAACCAAACCAUUUUUAUUUCUUUGUCCCUCAAAAACAACAUGCAUUUCCUUGAAAUAAUGGAUUUACUUGCUUUUAUUAUUAAUUUAAAUGUGAUUUUCUGUAGAUUACAGGCUGAAUAUUCUUUUAUCUUGAGCUAACUAACUGUUUGUGGUGCAAAUGGUUAUUUUCAUACUCCUAGUUUCAUUGUUCGCUAUCAUGACACUUCAGUUUGGUACCACACUAGUUCAAUGAUCUUUAAUGGGGCAUUUUCACAUUUAGAAAUCUGUCCGUAUUAUGUUCUUUGUUUGCUUUUGUUUCAUGAUUGCAAACUUAUUUAAAGUUAUCUCAAGAAAGUAAAUCUUUUUAUGUCAAAACAACUAAAUGUAUCGAACAUAAUACCUUUGUUAAAUUCAUAUGAUGACAUAAAAAGUCUUAUUUUCAAAUAUUGAGGCAAAUAACACAUUAUCACUAAAUAAUCUUUUCUGAGGGGACUUUUCUCAGUUUUAUUGCAGAAAUCUUAAUAAUUAAGAAAGAACUCCUUUUUUGUACUAUGAAUAAUGAAAGCCCUCUAUUUGCAAUAUAUACACACAGUAUAGUAUAGUAUUCAGAUAGUUAGUUCUCAUUUAUGUCCAGUAAAACCUUUUACAAUCAUGAUAAAUUUUCUCCACGUUUUUUUCAUUUUUGCUUUAUUCUAUUGGACUGAAAUUACUCGCUGAAUAAGUGGUCUGAAAAAUACGGCUCAAUAUUCUCAUAGCAUAAGUAGUUGAAGGCAUAUGUAUGGUUUAUUUGUGUGUGUGUGCAUAUGCAGGGGUGUGUGCACACAUGAUUUAUGCAUCUAGCCUCUGGAGUUAACAAUAUGAAAAAGCACUUUUUUCUAAAACAUGUAGACUUAUUUGGAGAAAAAAAAAAAGCCUUGACUGGAUUAUAGGAAGAGUUUACACUCAUUUUAAGUGUUUUUGUGUUUUUAAAUGGACAGUGUAAUUCAAGACUCAUUUAAAGUCAGAUUUAUUUACCUCAGUUUAGAGUCCACCUAUAACUAAAAAGCAACAUUGCUGGUGAGAGAAAUGUAUGUUUUAGGUUGUUUCUUGUGUUGUCCUUGCCUGACACUCAGCAUUGUGAAGUACAAACACAUGUACCGAUCUGCGUAUCGGUGUAUAAAUGUGUGAGCGUUGGUGAGUGCGAAUGGGUGAAUGUGACUCUAGUGUAAAGCACUUUGAGUGGUCAAAAUGAUUGAAAAAGCGCUACAUAAGUUCAGUCCAUUUACCAUUUUACCAUUUACAUCUGUUUUUGGGUCACUGAACAGGUUGGCUGAAAGUCUAUUGCUGUUUAUUUUGUUGGUGGAUAAAGAAGAUGACUUUGAACACCAGGUUCAUCAUUAAACAGCCUCAAUUGGACAAACAAACAACAAAAAGAACCAAUUUAUGUUUAUAAUAUCUCUUCUCAAAGCAAUUAUGUAAAUAAACACUGACAUUUGAAUAAACUCGGAUAACUAUAAGCAUAACCUGAAGGACUGUCACUAUUACUUGGCAUUAAGGUAUUAAAUAUUUGUUGCGUGCCAGAGAUAAAAAGCUCAUACACUGA
Messenger RNA from Xiphophorus couchianus (Monterrey platyfish), 4753 nucleotides. It is a transcript of the gene sntg1, whose product is annotated as syntrophin, gamma 1. Gene Ontology annotation, cellular component: dystrophin-associated glycoprotein complex; intracellular anatomical structure. The record is from RefSeq and is a predicted model, not a curated record. Gene Ontology annotation, molecular function: protein binding; structural molecule activity. NCBI's taxonomy places the organism in Eukaryota, Metazoa, Chordata, Actinopteri, Cyprinodontiformes, Poeciliidae. The coding region runs from base 959 to 2536 and encodes 525 amino acids. The transcript has 19 exons.